UUGAAAUUGUCGCACUCCAAUCCGGAUUCAUGCCAUCAAGAGUACUUUCCUUUAUGCUAGAGCUAGAGCUAAAUUCUUUGUUAAAAAUGUAUCACUUCCCGUACAUCUUAAUGAACUAUUGCGAAUCACUGGUUUACUCAACUGUCGAGGCUUGACUUUGGCGCAGCUAACUGCUUAAUUAGCAAAGUUACGUUAUUCAAUCGUUUUUUUCCUUCCAGUAGCCUAGUUAGCUAGCUAACGUUAGCUAUCUGACAAGCUGAUUAGUACAGUUAGGUAGCUAACUAGCUAUCCUCUCGUAAGAGAGUUGAGAAAUUAUUCAGAAUGGCAGACGACGAGAAAUUUACAGAUAUCAAUGGUAAAGUGAUAUUCUUAGCGUGCCAAAAUCACUCCAGUUUCUGCAGGGAGUUCACCGUCAGUGCGCCCAAGGUGUCCUUGCGUCACAUAAUGAUGUACACUUGUUCGGUCUGGCUGGUAGCCUACAUUGUGUUUUUUCUCACAGAGAAUACCGCUGUCCUGUCCGGUGCCAUAUUCGUCACGUUGGUGGGGAUGCUGCUGCACAUCCACUUCGUGAAAAUCGACCAUGAGACGCUGCUAAUUAUUGGGUCUUUGGGGGUCCAGGUGUCUUCAUCUUAUGCCUCGGGGAGAGAAAGCACCACCUUCAUUGAAAUGAGCAAGAUCAAAGACAUUGUUAUUAAUGAGGCCAUUUAUAUGCAACGAGUGAUUUACUACCUCUGCAUUUUAUUGAAAGACCCCUCAGAUCCAGACACUUUGUCAAGCGUGGUUCCUCUUUUUCAGAGUUCGAAGCCAAGGUUGAAUUGCUUGGUCAAAGUAUAUCAAAGUUGUCAGGAAAUUCUCGCUCAGUGUUAACACACUGGUAGAGUUCACCGACAAACUUGGAACAAUGAGAUAUGGAAAUGUGCCACCACAACAUGGAAGAAAGAACGUGACAUCGAUUUUUACUUCAACCAUGCAACAAAACUCAUCUUAAGUUUAGAAGGAAAAUGACAAGGUGCAUUUUAUGUGUAAACCAUGGAAACAAUGAAUUAGAUAGAUAGUGCACUUGUACCCAUUGAUCAAAAAGAUAUGACAAAUUAUGUAGCUUAAAUUCUUGUGUCGAUUUUCUAAAUUAGUCUUUCUACAUUUGUUAAUCAUGUAAACAAUAAAUUAGAUUGUUGACUCGCAUUCAUUAAUUGAAGAGACUUGCAGUUUGUAAGUGAGUUUCUAAAUUUACACUCAAAGCUUUACUAUGGUUUUACUAAAAUCAUUUUUUGGCAUCUUCUGUCCUUAGAGUGGCUGUACAUCUGUGGUAUUCCCUGUCAAGACUGAACUUUAAAAAAAAAGAUUUUGUUCCUUUUGUCUGUUUUUAAUGAUUAUUUAUUGUUUGAUCUUUUUAAAACUGCAAAAAAGUUUUUUAAAAAUUAUAGUUUUGUCUCAACUUAUGUUAUUUUAUACCUGCUUCAGGGCCUCUUGACAUGUUGAAGUAGGCUAAUCCUUCACCAACAGAGGGCAGUAGAUGCAAGCUUUAAUCCGUUUAGGAGCAGGGCUGUCUGGAACAGCCAUGUUCUCAAACAAUAACAUUUAAAUACACUACAACUUGUCAAACAAAAAGAAGCUGUUUUACUUGGAAAACCAGUUUAGACUGUAAAAGGGCUUACUUUGGAGAAAAAUGCAAAAAGUUUCAGUCCAAAUGAAAAGGCCUCAAAUUCAGUCCCUCUGAGCAACUAAGACCACCUAUGCUAAAUAAAAAUAUUGAAUAUAUAUUGAGUAUUGAAUCAUAUUUAAUUGAGUGUAUUAUUUGUAUGUAUUUUACGCGCACGCACUAUCCUCUCAGAUAAAGUGACAUGCACGUACACAGGCCACCCUCUCCCCGCAAUGUCAUUUUCCCAGAAAAAUACUUCUCGCUAAAGCCAUUAAAGUUUUUUUCAAAACGA
This is a messenger RNA of Anguilla anguilla (European eel), 1931 nucleotides long. It is a transcript of the gene pigh, whose product is annotated as phosphatidylinositol glycan anchor biosynthesis, class H. Bases 322 to 867 code for a protein of 181 amino acids. Gene Ontology annotation, cellular component: glycosylphosphatidylinositol-N-acetylglucosaminyltransferase (GPI-GnT) complex. The transcript has 5 exons. The record is from RefSeq and is a predicted model, not a curated record. Lineage: Eukaryota; Metazoa; Chordata; Actinopteri; Anguilliformes; Anguillidae. Gene Ontology annotation, biological process: GPI anchor biosynthetic process.